Molecule: messenger RNA, 2545 nt
Organism: Erythranthe guttata (spotted monkey flower)
Lineage: Eukaryota; Viridiplantae; Streptophyta; Magnoliopsida; Lamiales; Phrymaceae
Gene: AAE17
Product: acyl-activating enzyme 17
Source: RefSeq, a predicted model, not a curated record
AUCCUGAAAUGAAAUGGCCACCACGUACGAAUCAUGUGUAACCUAUCAACUUCUAUCACAAUCAAUUCUUUCUUUCCUUCCUCCCCAAUUCUUACUACCAAUCCCUAAAAUCAUCCUUCUUUCUGUGUUUGUGUUACGUUGUAAUGGGGACUGAGAAUUACAAGUCCCUCGACUGUAUCGCCGCCUCUGAUAUAGCGGCGUUGGGCAUACCCUUCGUAACCGCCGAUGAACUCCACCGCCGUCUCGCCGGGAUUAUUCAAAAUCACGGCGCCGGAAAUCCCCAAUCGUGGAAUAUCAUCUCCAAGCAACUCCUUACACCGGAGCUACCCUUUUCGUUCCAUCAGAUGAUGUACUAUGGCUGCUACAAACACUUCGGACCCGACCCUCCCGCUUGGUUACCCGACCCUGGUGAUUCAAAAUUGACUAAUGUUGGCAAGCUACUGGAGGAGCAUGGAAAACAAUUCUUGGGGUCGAAAUAUGUGGAUCCUAUAUCGAGCUUUCUCGAUUUUCAGGAAUUUUCUGUUUCAUGCCCUGAGGUUUAUUGGAGAACUUUAUUUGACAAAAUGAAUAUCUAUUUUUCGGUUCCGCCUGAAUGCACUUUACGUGAGGAUAGUACUCAUCCAGGCGGUCAUUGGCUUCCACAUGCAUGUACUAAUCCAGCGAACAAUUGCCUACGUUUGAAUGCUCAACGGAAUCUCAAUGAUAUUGCUGUGAUAUGGCGCGAUGAAGGAGAUGAUGAAAAUCCAGUAAAUAAAAUGACUGUUAAGGAGCUACGCUCGUCAGUUUGGCUUGUUGCCCAUGCAAUAGAAACUCUGAAAUUGGAGAAAGGCUCUGCAAUUGCAAUAGAUAUGCCGAUGCAUGUUAACUCUGUGGUGAUCUACCUGGCUAUAGUCCUUGCUGGUUAUGUUGUUGUAUCCAUUGCAGAUAGUUUUGCACCAUCUGAAAUAUCUGUAAGGCUCAAAAUAUCAAACGCCAAAGCAAUUUUCACUCAGGAUGUCAUCAUUCGUGGUACUAGAAAACUUCCCUUGUACAGUAGAGUUGUUGAUGCUCAGUCUCCAAUGGCAAUUGUAAUUCCCAACAGAGAUUCGAAUUUCAGCACGAAAUUGCGUGAUAAUGACAUUUCCUGGCAGAGUUUUCUUGAGAGAGCAACUGGUUUCAAAGAAGUUGAGUUUGUUGCUGUUGAACAAACAACUGAAGCAUUCACAAAUAUUCUUUUCUCAUCAGGAACUACAGGGGAGCCAAAGGCAAUCCCGUGGAGUGUUGCUACACCUUUGAAAGCCGCUGCAGAUGGAUGGUGCCACAUGGACAUACGCAAAGGUGAUAUAAUAGCUUGGCCAACUAAUCUUGGUUGGAUGAUGGGUCCUUGGCUUGUUUAUGCUUCUUUGUUGAACGGUGCUUCGAUAGCUCUAUACAAUGGUUCUCCCCUUGGUUCUUCCUUUGCCAAGUUUGUUCAGGAUGCUAAAGUAACAAUGCUGGGUGUCAUCCCUAGUAUUGUCAGGGCAUGGAAGAAUGCAAAUUCCACAUCUACUUAUGAUUGGUCGGCCAUCCGUUGCUUUGCGUCAACCGGUGAGGCUUCAAAUGUGGAUGAAUACCUGUGGUUGAUGGGGAGAGCUCAAUACAAGCCUGUUAUAGAGUAUUGUGGUGGCACUGAAAUCGGUGGUGCUUUUGUUACUGGCUCUUUGUUGCAGCCGCAAUCUCUCUCUGCUUUUAGCACUCCUGCAAUGGGUUGCACUCUCUUUAUUCUCGGUGAUGAUGGAUUUCCCAUACCACAAGACGGUGCGGGAGUUGGUGAACUAGCACUUGGUCCGCUAAUGUUUGGAGCUUCAAGAACCCUACUGAAUGCCGACCACUAUGAUAUCUACUUCAAGAAGAUGCCACUUUGGAAUGGAAAGGUUCUGAGACGACAUGGUGAUGUCUUUGAGCGAACUUCAAGACGAUACUACCGUGCGCAUGGCCGUGCUGACGAUACUAUGAAUCUUGGGGGCAUAAAGGUGAGUUCCAUUGAGAUUGAGCGCAUCUGUAAUAUGGUGAGCAGUGAUAUCGUAGAAACAGCAGCAGUUGCGGUCCCACCGCCAGGUGGCGGACCCGAGCGGUUAGUAGUUGCUGUUGUGUUAAAGGAUGUUGAUAGAAAGCCAUUAUUGGAGAUGAGUAAUCUUGCAGCAUCUUUUAAUUCUGCCCUUCAGAAAAAAUUAAAUCCUCUCUUCAAGGUUUCUGAUAUAGUUCCCCUCCCUUCUCUCCCGAGAACAGCCACAAAUAAAAUAAUGAGAAGGGUUUUGAGGCAGCAGUUCUCUGAAAAUGAUCAGAAUUCAAAACUGUGAUUCAAAUGUUAGAUGAAUCGACUUUAUGUAAUUUUGUUUCAGUAUAUAGGCAAGCUAGGAUUAUCAUUUUCGUCUCGUGGCACAAUAAUUUGUGUAAUAACACGAACUGAUCUCAAAUUCCAAAUAAUAGGGGGGCAACAAAGUUCAGCAGAUUUGGAGAUUUUGUUUACCAGUGAUGAAGAUAACUAGAAACUAAACAAUAAUCUUUGAAAUUAAUUUUUCAUAUA